This is a messenger RNA of Opisthocomus hoazin, 2796 nucleotides long. The record is from RefSeq and is a predicted model, not a curated record. NCBI's taxonomy places the organism in Eukaryota, Metazoa, Chordata, Aves, Opisthocomiformes, Opisthocomidae.
AUGGCCGGGCUCAUGCUGAAGCGGACGGAGGCCUGCGCUAUGGCCCGGCUCAUUGCCCGCCGGGCUCAUUGCCAGCCAGACCCGGGGCUCGGUGCGACUCGGCCGCCAGAGAAGGAGACCGAGACCUGGAUCUAUGUGAAGGAGGAGAAGGCGGCUGCUCCCCCGUUGCUUCUGCCCCGGGCUGAGAAAACGGAGGUACUCAGUGAAGACCUGUUGCAGAUCGAGAGACGUCUUGACACUGUGAGAUCUGUUUGCCAUAUUGCACAGAAGCGAUUAAUUGCGUGUUUUCAGGGCCAGCAUGGUACAGAUCCUGAGAAGAGACAUAAGAAGCUUCCUCUGACAGCUCUUGCUCAAAACAUGCAAGAAGGAUCUGUCCAGCUAAGUGAUGAAACUCUGCUGGGGAAAAUGCUAGAUACCUGUGGUGAUGCAGAGAAUAAGCUGGCAAUGGAGCUGUCUCAGCACGAAGUACAAAUCGAAAGAGAAGUUUUAGAUCCACUGUAUCAACUAACAGAGACAGAGAUCCCAAACAUUCAGAAGCAGAGGAAGCAGCUUGCAAAGCUGGUGUUGGACUGGGAUUCUGCAAGAGGGAGAUAUAACCAAGCCCACAAGACUUCAGGAACAAAUUUUCAAGUGCAUCCUUCGAAAAUAGAAUCUCUUAAGGAAGAGAUGGAUGAAGCUGGAAAUAAAGUCGAACAAUGCAAGGAUCAGCUAGCUGCAGACAUGUAUAACUUUGUGUCCAAAGAAGGGGAAUAUGCUCGAUGUUUUGUUAUGUUAUUAGAAGCACAAGCAGAUUACCAUAGAAAAGCAUUAGCAGUCAUAGAAAAGGUCCUACCCGAAAUUCAAGCCCAUCAAGACAAAUGGACUGAAAAACCAGCUUUUGGAACUCCAUUAGAAGAGCAUCUCAAGCGCAGUGGUCGUGAAAUUGCAGUCCCGAUCGAAGCCUGUGUAAUGAUGCUUUUGGAAACGGGAAUGAGAGAGGAGGGCUUAUUCAGAAUUGCUGCUGGAGCCUCCAAGUUAAAAAAGCUGAAAGCUGCCUUGGACUGUUCAACUUCCCAGCUUGAUGAAUUUUACUCUGAUCCCCAUGCUGUUGCAGGUGCCUUGAAAUCCUAUUUGCGGGAGUUGCCAGAACCUUUAAUGACCUACGGGCUGUAUGAAGAGUGGACACAAGCUGCAAAUAUUCAGGACCAGGAUAAGAAGUUACAGGAGUUAUGGAGAAUUUGUAACCGACUACCUAAGCAUUAUCAUGCUAAUUUCAGGUAUUUAAUCAAAUUUUUAGCAAAGCUUGCACAGAACAGUGAUGUUAACAAAAUGACACCCAGCAAUGUCGCAAUAGUCUUGGGCCCCAACUUACUGUGGGCGAAGAACGAAGGAUCCCUUGCUGAAAUGGCAGCAGCGACUUCAGUCCACGUGGUAGCAGUGAUUGAGCCAAUUAUUCAGCACGCAGACUGGUUCUUCCCUGGAGGUAAAUUCUUGCCAUAGUUAAAAGCAUUUUGUAUUUGCGAUAACCCUAUGCCACACUUGGCACACACUGGGGGCGAAUACGAAUCUGGGACACUGGAACGGAAGAGGCCUCUGAGUAUGACUGUGAUGGAAGGGGAUUUAUUGAAGAAAGAAAGCUUUGGUGUCAAGGUUAUGGACUUCCAAGCGAAUCCUCGGAGAUGUGGCACUAUAAAUAGAAAGCACACAUCCCCAGCUUUCCAGCCACCACUUCCACCCACGGAGGCUGGCGUGCUGGCUCAGUCGGGAGCGGAGCAGCACUCACAAGCUUCUGUGGCUGAAACAAGCCCAGUGGGUGCUGGUUUUGCUCUCUCUGCUGGCACAGCAGAACAGUUACAAAGUCAAGGAAAUGAGGACGUCAGUACCUCAAAAUCUAAGGACAACACGUCUUCAGUUACUCCUCCACCCGUGAGAAAUGGCGGGCAUGCAGGCACCGUCCAGAGCCAGUCCACAAGCAGCACUAACCAGCUUGCUGUGAAUCAGCCGCAGAACGCAGCAGGUCCCAGUCCCCAUUUGAUGAGGAGAGCUGUUAAGAAGCCUGCGCCAGCCCCUCCCAAGCCAGCCAACCCACCGCCAGCGCAGCCAGCGAGCCAAAGUCCUGCCCCAGCUGCGCAGCCACCUUCUGUCUCUCCAAAGCCACCUGCUAGAAGUUCUUCUCCUCCUGCUCAGCAUGCAAACCAAGGAGCAGCUCAGACCUCCGCUUCGCAGGUUUCCGCACCUCGGAGAUACUCCAGCAGCCUCUCCCCCAUACAGGCUCCCAGCCAUCCACCACCACAGCCCCCAACACAGGCGACUCCUCCACUGCAGCCCAAAUCAAACAGUCAAGCAUCUCCUCCUGCUGCAUCCAGCAGCGAGCAUGGACUAGAGCAGCCCUGCUACACUCCUCCGCAGACUCCAACACCGCCCGAUACACCCCCUCUAGGAAAACAUAAUGCUAGUUCCCCAUCGCCACAGCCAUCUAACCAAGAAAGCUCCCGGUCUCACUCUCCACCUCAGAGUGGGACACUGCCAAGGCCACGGCCGGUACCCAAACCCAGAAACAGACCUAGUGUUCCCCCUCCGCCUCAUCCUCCUUCUCAGCUGGCUGGAGAUGGUAUUAUUGCAAAUCUCACGCAAACGGCUUCCAAAAUAGUAACAGGUGGGGAUGGUUACUGCGAAUAAGACUCCAGUUCCAGUAUUCAAGAACCACUUCAAACCCCUUCUUCAGAGCUCCUUACAGAGACAGCGAGCAAAGAACUGCACAACCACCUCGUGCUCGAUAUUGACAAUGACACGGAAAGCACUGCUCUGUAAUGGAAA